AUGGGAUUCACUUUAACUGACAGACACGGCUCGCUUCUCUGUUUAUUGCAGUUAGCGUCGUUGCUUCGAGCAGUGAGCUCUGCAGGGGCGUGUGAGACCGUGUUUAAGGGUUUCUCAGACUGCUUGCUCAGUCUCGGAGGAAACAUGUUGAACCAUCCUCAGGACCUGGAUGACCUUGAAAACCUGGAUACUGUCUGCUCAUACUGGAGCGAGUUCCUCUUGUGCACCUCUGCUGCAGUUGCAGGUUGCCAAGACGAAGCAGUAGAGCUGUGGGAAAAGCUGAAAGCGCCGUCUGGGAGUCUGAACUACAAGGGAAGUCUGUUUGAACUGUGCUCUAAAGAUAAUGGAGCAUCAGGACUUGGUUUUCCUCUGGAGCUUAUAGUUUGGGCCAUGACUCUUUCCAAACUGGUGAUGUGGGUCAUUUUUGAAUGAAAAAAAAAACAAACAACAAAAAACAUCCUGUUGCUAUGGAAACGAUAAUAUAUAAGAAUGAGUGUAUUGACAUAGACGUGUGAUUCGCUUUAAAACUGGAACCGCUGUCAGAGCCGCUGCUGAAA
Messenger RNA from Ictalurus punctatus (channel catfish), 557 nucleotides. It is a transcript of the gene nrn1b, whose product is annotated as neuritin 1b. Gene Ontology annotation, biological process: neuron projection extension; nervous system development. Lineage: Eukaryota; Metazoa; Chordata; Actinopteri; Siluriformes; Ictaluridae. Bases 1 to 432 code for a protein of 143 amino acids. The transcript is spliced from 3 exons. Gene Ontology annotation, cellular component: plasma membrane. The record is from RefSeq and is a predicted model, not a curated record.